Molecule: messenger RNA, 5167 nt
Organism: Cottoperca gobio
Lineage: Eukaryota; Metazoa; Chordata; Actinopteri; Perciformes; Bovichtidae
Gene: slco5a1
Product: solute carrier organic anion transporter family member 5A1
Exons: 10
Coding region: 442-3021 (859 amino acids)
Biological process (GO): sodium-independent organic anion transport; transmembrane transport
Cellular component (GO): basolateral plasma membrane
Molecular function (GO): protein binding
Source: RefSeq, a predicted model, not a curated record
CAGCCUUCAUUCACUGAGCGGCCGCUCAGUGCAGAACAACAGGCUACCUCCUCCGUCCUGUGAUGCUGCACAGCUAUGGGACAAAAGAAACAAAAAGCCCAAAUGAAUGAAGCUAUCUAACAAAGAGCCAUAAAAUCCACUACAUGGGAGGGGAACCUUGUAAAGACAGCUCCUUGUUGUUACCUGUAUAUGUUUUUUAAAAUCUUAUAAGCUAUUUAUUGUAAACAAUUCACUCCUUAGACAAUACGUGUUGAGUUCAGUUCUGAUAUCACUAUUGGCUGAACAUUUUGGCGCUUACGUUGUUGCAGAAGAGCUGCUGUAAUGUGGAAUAAAAGAUGCUCAUAACUGAAGGGGUUCGGUCCCACUGGCAGGGUCUUCUCUCCUCAUGUGGCACGAGUUACUGACCGACUCUUCGGCACCGCCAGCAUCUCCAGCUGCACCAUGACUUCAUCGGACAACGAUGAAACCGGGAGCGACCUGUCCGAGUCUCUGGAGAUCCGUGAGCUCCAGGAUCAGUACAUGGAGCCGGAGACCUGCUUCAAGUCCAAAAGCUUGCCCAUCCUGAACGGCCCCUGUCAGCCGGAUGGAAAGCUUCGGCUGCUCGACACCAUCCACACCUGCGUGGCCGUGGAGGAGAGUUGCGAGCUCCAGCUUAAAACCCCAGAUUCCAGCCAGGCAGAGACCCCCUCCUCCAGGUCGGACUUCUCCCCCUCUGCCUCCAGCAUGGUGGGGCUCAGCAGCUCUCUACCUGUGGAUCGCCGCAGGGCCGGGGGUAAAAAACUUGGUUUCUCUCUCACCCACCUUAUCUGCACCCCAGCCAGGAAGUAUGUGCGCGCCAUCCUGAGGGAUUCCCGCUGCUUCCUAUUCUGCAUGUGCUACCUGACCUUCGUUCAGUCCCUGAUGGUUUCAGGCUACCUGAGCAGCGUCAUCACCACCAUCGAGAAGCGUUACAGUCUGCGCAGCUCCGAGUCCGGCCUGCUGGUCAGCUGCUUCGACAUCGGCAGCUUGCUGGUGGUGGUCUUCAUCUCCUACUUUGGAGGCAGAGGUCAGAGGCCACGCUGGCUGGCUGUGGGUGGUGUGAUCAUCGCUGUAGGGGCGGCAUUAUUCUCCCUGCCCCACUUCAUCUCACCUCCCUACCAGAUCCAGGAGAUGAACUCCUCAACGGGGCGUGAAGGCCUCUGUCAGAGCGGUAACAGCAGCGGGCGCGAGCUCGACCUGGCGUCCUGCCCUCGCGACCAGGAGGGAAACGAGCACAACCUGUAUGUGACUCUGUUCAUAUGCGCCCAGAUACUUGUGGGCAUGGGGUCGACGCCAAUCUACACGCUGGGGCCCACCUACCUGGACGACAACGUGAAGAAAGAAAAUGCAUCUCUCUACCUGGCCAUCAUGUAUGUGAUGGGAGCUCUGGGACCUGCAGCCGGCUACCUGCUGGGAGGCGUCCUCAUCGGCUUCUACGUCGAUCCCAAAACUGCCGUCAACAUCGACCAGAGCGACCCGCGCUUCAUUGGCAACUGGUGGAGCGGCUUUCUCUUGUGCGCCGUAGCCAUGCUCCUCGUCAUCUUUCCCAUGUUUGCCUUCCCCAAAAAGCUGCCCCCGCGCCACAAGAAGAGGAAGAAGAAAAAGAUCGGCUCGUCUGGCGACUUAUCCAGCGACGACGAUGUGAUGAAGGAAAAGUCCAGCAGCAAAGACAAGAACGUCACCUCCUCCAUGGGCUUUGGAAAGGACAUCAAAGACCUCCCCAAGGCCGCCCUGAGGAUCCUCAGCAACAUGACCUUCCUGUUCGUCAGCCUGUCCUACACAGCGGAGUGCGCCAUCGUCACCGCCUUCAUCACCUUCAUCCCCAAGUUUAUUGAGUCACAGUUUGGGAUCCCCGCCUCCAAUGCCAGCAUCUACACCGGUCUGAUCAUCGUACCCAGUGCGGGGGUGGGCAUCGUGCUGGGGGGCUACAUCAUCAAGAAGCUGAAGCUUGGAGCCAGAGAGUCGGCCAAGCUGGCCAUGAUCUGCAGCGGUGUGUCUCUGCUCUGCUUCUCCACACUCUUCAUCGUGGGCUGCGAUAGCAUCAACUUAGGAGGCAUCAACAUACCGUACACCACCGGCCCGACCCUGACGAUGACGCACAGGAACCUGACGGGCAGUUGCAACGUGAACUGUGGCUGCAGAAUCCACGAGUACGCUCCGGUCUGCGGCUCGGACGGCAUCACCUAUUUCAACCCCUGCCUGGCUGGAUGCACCACCGUGGGCAAUGAUAGCACCGGGAUCAGGAACUACACGGACUGCGGCUGCGUGCAGAGCAGACAGGUCAUCACGCCGUCCUCUGGCGGACAGGUCAACCAGCUCCAGCUGGUCAUCGUUAAAACCUACCUGAACGAGAACGGAUACGCCUUGUCGGGGAAGUGCGACCGCACGUGCAACACCCUGAUCCCUUUCCUCAUCUUCCUCUUCAUCGUCACGCUCAUCACCGCCUGCGCUCAGCCCUCCGCCAUCAUCGUCACCCUCAGGUCUGUCGAUGAACAGGAGAGACCUUUUGCUCUUGGGAUGCAGUUUGUUCUGCUCAGAACACUUGCCUACAUCCCUACGCCCAUCUACUUCGGCGCUGUGAUCGACACCACCUGCAUGCUGUGGCAGCAGGACUGUGGCGUGCACGGCUCCUGCUGGGAGUACGACGUCACCUCCUUCCGCUUCGUGUACUUCGGCCUGGCCGCCAGCCUGAAGUUCAUUGGCUUCAUCUUCAUCUUCCUCACCUGGUACUCCAUCAAGCACAAGGAGGAUCGAGACGAGCGCUGGCGCCAGCGUCUGCCUCCGCUGGGCACCGUCAGCGAGCUCAUCUGCCAUGUCGGGGGCCACAAGAGCCACGCUCGCACCCGCUCCUGCCCCGUGUUCAUCCCGCCUCGGACCGACCCGCCCGCCGCCCUGCUGCUCAACCGCGGCCACAGCAGCCUUAGCUGCCCCGGCAACGACCUCAAAGCAAUAACCCCGCCCAUCCUGCUGCCGCAUCACCACAGAGGCUCCGCCCACGUCUGAGAGCACGCCAGGCCUCCGCUACGGCGUCCAUCGUGACACGUGCCUUUGUGUUUCUGCACCACGCAGUGUCGGCUUCACACCAACCAGCUGCUGCACAGCUGCAGGGCUCCAGCCCGCAGAUCUAAAGGGCUGCUCUUGCUGUUCAGAAGGUCAGACCUCCACCUGACGCUCGGGACGAUGUAAAGACAUCACAUGGUGCUCAAAGGCCGGGCGUUAACAUCUCUGUACAGACGAGUCGUCAUCAACACAGCCUCUAAAGCACAACACACCUGUACUAUGCAAGAUGUACAGCGUCUCCUUUAUAACCCCGUGUUCUCUUGGAACCGAUCAGCAACCUCUUAACAACCAACAAGUGUUUUUUAAAUCCUCUUCUUUCCCUUCGUUUAUCGUUACAGUGCCUCUCAGGCUGUCUCGGCCGGUCAGUAUUGAAAGCUAGCAGCAGGUAAACGCUCGCUAAAGAAAAGUCAGGCGACGACCUUCUGUUGUCCUCAGCUCACGUGUUCACGAGCUCAUCGCCUUCCAAGGCGUGUAGCUUAAAGACAUGGUACAGUGUUUAACGACUUCUAUGAAAUCUAUAUUUCAUCACUUCUAAUUAAAAGGAGAAAGGUGUUUCAUCUCUGACCAUGUGCUGAAGCUACUGUAUGUCCACAUGUGAUUGUAACUGGAGAUUUCUUAACUCAUUUGAUCCACUUUUAAACAACUGAAAAGAUUUCUGAAAAGAUGCGUCAUGUGAUGCACUCAGAUGUACAUAGUAGUUUAGUAUUCUUUUAAGGAAGUAAUGCAGCGAGCAUGUAACACCAGCAGGAGUAAUCUGAGUUCAGCUCCUGGGUGUCCGGCGCCCUCUGGUGGACGCAGAUGAUUGUGUGAAGGCCAGUGAAUGUUUGUCAGAUCUACUGUGCGACGAAACUCUUGGUUAAAAUGUUAAUGAAUAAAUUGGAUCACUGAACUGUAGCACUUAGUUUCCCAAAGAUUGACCUUCUGCUGGUUGUGUGAAUUACAGUUAAACAAACCUGGUUCAACUUCAGAGGAACAUGUUUCACUAGAAGCAGUUUCUUUACUUCCCUUUGAAGAGAACAGGAAGUGUUCGUAGAGACGUGGAAACAAUAAGUUUAGUUUAAUAUAAGCACAUGUUUAGGGGAAUAUAAGAAAAGUAAUGAAGUUAUUGUAUUUUACAUUCUGAAUCUGAUGCAGUGAAUACAUUUUAAAACUUAACAUUUUUGGCCAAGAUUUGUGAUAUUCUGCUAGAUAAAGAAUCUAAUUUUAGUAUCGUGACUUAGUACCUCGAAUUACAUAUUCAUAAGUGAUUGUGUAAAUAUUGACUGAGCAAAUGAAGCGUAUUAUAAAGCUCACACAUAGUUAGAAGCAUAUUUAUGAACUAACCAUGACAUUGUAAUUAAAUAAGAAACAAUAAGACUUAAAUAAACGAUGAGUCUGUUGGGACGGGGUGAGUUCAUGUGUGGGGGGGGGGGGGACUCAUUUAAAAGCUGAAGUUAUGCUACCCAGAAUGCCCUUCUCUCCGUCUGGAAUGAUUCUCCAUCCUUCCUCCAGCGCUCCGUAUUUAUCAGUCGGCGGAGGAUCUUUGAUCAGGUCUCCUGCUUCACUGGAUCCUCGCGUUUAAAUUAAAUAUUUAUUCUAUUAACUUAUAGCUGCUAAUGAAAUUCUGUCCUAAAAACAAUACCAAAUGAACACGUUUCAGUAAAAAUGUUUAAAUAGAUUAACGUGCUACAGAAGCCCCGAGAGGAAAGAGAACUGAUGUUUAUGAUUCAACAGGAUAAUCUUUAUAAAUCCACAAAGCACUGAAUGCAUCACUACUCCAUACUGUGUAAGAAAGCUCUAACAGUCGUGUUUUAAUCUGCCUCUCGACUAUUAACUAUAUAUACACACAUGGAAACGGAUCCAGAAUCUUUUCUCACUUUCCUCAGAGCUUUAGUAAAAUCCUGAUCUUGAUCUUUUGUUCAGUGCAUUGAUGGAUCAGCUGUAAACAUAUUUACAGGGAAGGGGAGCGAAUCAUCAACACAUGAUUAGAGACGUGUGUAGUUCUGCUCUAACGUCUCAAGUGAACAGUAACUGGAGCUCUAACUGAUGUUUGUGAACACUUGGUUUACAAAAGCCUUGAAAACUUGAUAUUUGUCAUUAAAAAAAACUG